AGUACUGCAGGCUGUGUUCAGUAGUCUGCAGCAGCAGCCGUCAGUGUUCUGGAGGAGAGACACACACGAGGAGCGGUGCAGUAGACGGAAAGGACGGAUUUUGUGAAUUUCAGUGAGCUGCUGGAUUAUCGUAUUGUAUGCGGGAGGGUUUCCGGUGUUUGAGGAGGAAUACUGAUGACGAGCUCUUGCGUCCCACUUUUCUUCUGGGAUUCCAGAUGAGACGUUCCGUUGAACAAACGGCUGACCGAACCAGUGUUCUGGCUACUGGCUGUUAGGAUAUAAGACACCAGAGAAGACGGUCAGUCUGGAACCACCAGCGUCUCAGGACGUGUUACUGAUGUUCUUCGUUCUCCAGCUCCCAGCAUGCUGGGCCGCUGAGGGUUGGUUUAACUGAAUCAGAGUGUCGAUAAACGGACACUAGGAGGGGCGUGGGAGACACCAAAAGGAGAUCAGAGAUCUUUUAAAGGAAUGAAGAGCUGUUUCAUGAUCUGGUAGAAACCCUAAACGCUAUGAUGGACAGUGAGGUGUUUACUCCUCUCCUGGAGGACUUCAUGCUCACGCCUCUGGUUUCUUGGGUGAAGAAUGUGAUCCAUCAGACGACAAGCGAUGGAUCCAAACUAUCGGAAUAUAUUGCAUUGGUGGAUGGGAUAUACCUGAACGAGAUUAUGCUUGAGAUAAAUCCCAUGGCGACCGUGCAGAGGACCAACAAGAAAGUAAACAAUGAUCCAUCACUGCGCAUUCAGAACCUCUCUAUUCUCAUCGGGCAGAUCAAAGCCUACUAUCAGGAGAGUCUCCAGCAGCUGGUGAUGAUGUCUCUACCCAAUGUGUUGGUCAUCGGCCGCAACCCCCUCUCUGAGCAAGGUCUGGAAGAGGUGCAGAAGCUGUUACUGUUGCUGCUGGGGUGUGCUGUUCAGUGUGAGAGGAAGGAGGAGUACAUUGAGCGCAUUCAGACUCUGGACUUUGACACCAAAGCAGCUAUUGCGGCCCACAUCCAAGAGGUGACACACAACCAGGAGAAGGUGGUGGACCUACAGUGGCUGGAGGGAGGGGAGCUGCCCACCGAGGAUCUGGACGGCCUGACCCGGAGCCUGGCCUUCCACCUCAAGCGCCUGGUGGACGAGCGGGACACGCAGUUCGAGACCAUCGUGGAUCUGACCCAGGAGCGAGACUUUGUGCAGCUGUCCCCCCUGGUGCCCGGUCCCGGCAUGUCCCCGGGGGGGGACUCCCCCAGCAUGAGGCGGACGGAGAGCCGGCAGCACCUCUCUGUUGAGCUGGCCGACGCCAAGGCCAAGAUCCGCCGCCUGCGCCAGGAGUUUGGAUUUAGUGCUGGAGACACGGACAUACCCGUCAGAUCGGACCCGGGCGCUGCUCUUAUGCGCAGCGAAAGAGCGCAGAAACGUGCUUGCCAGGCAGAGGAACGAGAGACCAUAGAAGCAUGCAGGGAAUUGAUGGAGGGUCAGUUGACAGGAAGGGAGGAAGCAUGUCAGGAACUAGAAGAAAGUCAGGGCAGCAGCACAAAAGUGGAUGCCAGUACCCAGACUGAUCUUGCUGAAUGUGGAAGUGAAGGUAGACACAUUGUCCUUGUGAGCAAAGGCACAAUGACUGACGACAUGUACAACAUGCAGGGUGUCUUUAGUGACCACUCCUACUGCACAUUGUUUGAUGACACAAGUCUGGAGAACAUCUCAAUGCCAAGGGCUUCAUCACCACAGCAGAGUGAGGUAUCAUUCCUGUCUAUGAGGAGUGAGGAGUCAGUCCAUGAAGAGAGUGCUGAGGAGGACAUGAGUUUAGAUGAUGAGUUUCGGCUGAGUGAAGAAGACACAGACACGAGUUUUGACGAUGAUGAGGAGCCUAGACUCUCAGAUGACGGAAAGAGUGUUGUUUCUACCAAGCAACUUUUGAAACUGUUCAAUUUGUGUCACUGGGAAAAUUGUGGGAAGUGUUUGAUGGAACCACCGGUAGUUUCAAAAAGUGGAUUUGGAAUGACGGUAAAUACGGAGUGCAUUGAUGGCCACAGAUACGUCUGGCAUUCCCAGCCUAUGGUGAGAGGCAUGAUGGAGUGCAAUGUGUCCAUACCAACGGCAGUGUUUGUAACGGGGAAUACAUGUACUCCAUUCAUAGAGCUCUGUGAGGCUAUCGGAUUGGAGAGCCUGUCAAAGAGGCAGUGGUUCAACAUCCAAAAGGCCUAUGUCAUCCCGGUAGUCAACGAGACAUGGUCUCUCCACAAUCAGGCCAUCAUGAGCGCUUAUGCCACCAAGAGAAUAAAGUUCUUGAAAGAGAGCUUUCAGGCCCGACUUCGAGUAGCUGCACUGGACCACAACCACAAUGUCAUCCGUGAGAAUGCAUCAACCAAAGAGGGGGAGAAGCAAAUGAAACACUACUUCUCAAAGGCUUCUAAGCAGUAUGUGGUGGCUCCAGUGAAGAUGCCCAAAGACUACAGCUUCAGAAAGGACAUAGUAGCAGGAGCUCUUAAGAGAUGUGAGGCAAUGUCAAUCCGGAAAGCACUGCGGGAACAUCCAAAGGAGAGAGUGGUGACCAUCGCUGAGCACAGAGGAGUCAAAAAACCAGACAAGGAUGUGUCUGGAGUUGAACUAGAAUCUUUUAGAUCUGAUAAUAUGAUCUGUAAUAGUUCUGUCAUGAGCUCCUUGAGACCAGAUAAUGUCAUAAAACGUGUUUGUGUGUGUGCGCAGCUGGAGCAGUUGAAGAGUGAGUUGGCUGCAGACAGAGAGACCCUCCUCAGCUCGGAGUCCCUCAGCACCGACCUGAUGAAGGAGAAGGCUCUCCUGGAGAAGACCCUAGAGACCCUCCGAGAGAACUCAGAAACACAGCUGAAGGGCAUGGAGCAGGAGAACCAGCACCUGGGCCAGAUGCUGAGUGCCCUGCGGCAGCGCUGCCAGGUUGGGGCCGAGGCCCGCGCAAAGGACGUGGAGGCGGAGAACCGGACGCUCCACGAGUCCAUCUGUGAGACCAGCGCAAAGCUCAACAAGAUCGAGUCUGAGAGGAAGCAGCUGCGGAAAGAGCUGGAGUUGGUGAAGGAGAAAGGGGAGAGGGUGGAGGAGUUGGAGUUUCAGCUGCAGAAGCUGGAGAGGGCGAAUGAGAGCCUGCAGAAGAAAGUGACCGGUCUGAGCAACACCUGUGAAAAGGUGUCCUCCCUGGAGAAGGAGAACGGAGAGCUGGAGGCGGAGGGCCGGCGGCUGAGGAAGAAGCUGGACGGCCUGAGCAGCAUGGCCUUCCAGCUGGAGGCGGCAGAGCAGGAAAGCCUCCAGCUGGAGCAGGAGAACCUGGAGCUGCGGCGUUCCGGGGCCAGGGCCGCCCAGCUGGAGGUGGAGAACCGGGAGCUGGAGAGUGAGCGCAUCCAGAUGAAGCGCAGCCUGGAGAUGCUCAAGGCUUCGUCCAAGAAGACUGAGAGGCUGGAGGUGAGCUACCAGGGCCUGGACACAGAGAACCAGCGGCUGCAGAAGGCCAUGGAAAACAGCAGCAAGAAGAUCCAGCAGCUGGAGGCGGAGUUGCAGGAGGUGGAGACAGAGAACCAGACGCUCCAGCGCAGCCUAGAGGAGCUCAAAAUCUCCGGCAAACGCCUGGAGCAGCUGGAGCAGGAGAACAAGAGUCUUGAGCAGGAGAGCUCUCAGCUGGAGAAGGACAAGAAACACCUUGAGAAGGAGAUCAAGCGGCUCCGGCAGCAGGCGGAGAUCCGGGACAGCAAGCUCGACGACAGCAGCCAAAGGCUGUCCUGCCUGGAGAAGGAGAACCGCUCCAUGGGCAAGGAGAUGAUCUUCUUCAGGGAUUCGUGCACGCGGGUCCGGGACCUUGAGAAGGAGAACAAGGAGCUGGUCAAGCAGUCGUCCAUCGAUAAGAGGACCCUGGUAACGCUCCGAGAGGAGCUGGUUAGCGAGAAGCUUCGGACUCAGCAGAUGAAUAACGAUCUUGAGAAGCUGACUCAUGAGCUGGAGAAGAUUGGCCUGAACAAAGAGAGGCUCCUGCACGACGAGCAGAGCUCUGACGACAGGUUCAGGCUGCUAGAGUCCAGGCUGGAGACGACUCUGAAUUCCUCUCUGGAGAUCAAGGAAGAGAAGAUCGCUGCCCUAGAGGCCAGACUGCAGGAGUCUUCCAACCUCAACCAGCAGCUGCGACAGGAGCUGAAGACGGUAAAGAAGAACUACGAGGCCCUGCGCCAGCGGGAGGAGGAGGAGCGAAUGACGGUGCAGAACUCGCCCCCCCGAGGAGGGGAAGAGGCACAGAGCGCCAGCAGGUGGGAGAAGGAGAGCCACGACGCCACCCGAGGGCUGCUCAAGGUCAAAGACCGCCUCAUCGAGAUCGAGAGGAACAAUGCGACACUGCAGGCUGAGAAGGCGGCGUUGAGGAGCCAGCUGAAGCAGUUGGACACCCAGAGCAGUAACCUUCAGGCUCAGAUCGUUGCGGUGCAGAGGCAGACAGCCUCGCUACAGGAGAACAACACGGCGCUGCAGACACAGAACGCCAAGCUACAGGUGGAGAACUCCACCCUGGGCUCCCGGGGCGCGGCCCUCCUAGCCCAGAACUCCCAGCUGCAGGGGCAGCAGAGCAGCGUGGAGGGGGAGCGGGAGGGCGCACUGCGGGACAGGGAGGAGCUGCGCUGCGCUCACGAGCUACUGCUGCGGGACCACGACAAGCUGGCCGCGCUGCACGAGAGGCAGGCCGCCGAGUACGAGGCCCUGAUCACCAAGCACGGGGCCCUGAAGGGCCACCACAAGGGCCUGGAGGCGCAGCACCGCGAGCUGGAGGACAGAAAGGCGAGAGAGUUACAACGGAUUACUCUGCGCAACAUGUCCAUCUCCGUGUUCCCGGACUAUACCCCCAAGACGGCCCGGAGUCGCGCAGCCUUUACCGAGGUUCGGCACCUCCUACGAGCCAUCGAUGGAGUCAGGUAUAAGCAGUAUAUGCAGCGUAAGGGGGAGCUGGAGGAGCUGGAGAAGACUCUGAAGGAGAAGCAGGAGAAGAUGGCGUCGGAGAACCAGUCCCACCAGGACAUGGCCAGCCAGUUCAAACUCCUCAAGGAGGAGAACGACAGGCUGAACACGACGUAUCGCCAGCUGUUCAGGGAGAACGAGACGCUCACAAUGGACCACAAGAGCACCAAGAGCCAGCUGAACAGCAGCAAGCUGGAGCACGCCCGCCUGGAGGCAGAGUUCUCCAGGCUCAGGGAGCAACAUCAGCAGCUGGACAUCAGCUCCACCAAACUCACAAACCAGUGUGAGUUAUUGGGCCAGCUGAAGGACAACCUGGAAGAGGAGAACCGCCACCUCUUGGACCAGAUCCACACCCUGAUGCUGCAGAACCGCACCCUGCUGGAGCAGACCAUGGAGAGCAAAGACCUCUUCCACGUGGAGCAGAGACAGUACAUAGAUAAGCUAAACGAGCUGAGGAGGCAGAAGGAGAAGCUGGAGGAGAAGAUCAUGGAUCAGUACAAGUUCUACGACCCCUCGCCCCCCCGCAGGCGUGGCAACUGGAUCACUCUGAAGAUGCGCAAGCUGAUCAAGCCCAAGAGCCAGCGCGAGCGAAUGCGCACACUGGCCCUGACGCCUUCGCGCUCCGAGUACGGCCCCGACGGCUUCCUGCCGCCCGACAGCCAGGACAGCUCGUCCAUCGGCUCGGGCUCCAACUCCCUGGACGACACGCUGGCCCCGGCCCUGCAUCACCGCAGCAGCACUUUGAAAAGGUUGCCUUUCAUGAGGAACCGCUCCAAGGACAAAGACAAGGCCAAGGCUGUCUACCGGCGCUCCAUGUCCAUGAACGACCUGCUGCAGACCAUGGCGGUGGCCGGGGGGCCCGGGAGCCAGUGGACUUGUAGCAGUGAGUACCUGGAGGGCCCGGAGCACGCAGGGGAUGCCGACACGCCCUCCGCUAACGGGCGUGGACGGCAGCGCAUGAAGGAGUUGGCUUUCUCCACCGACGCCAUCGACUGCGCAACGCUGAGCCUGCCCAUCAACGGCAGAGUCAAGCAGCGGCUACGGGCCACAGACAUGGCCUCCACUGAGGACAUGCUGGGUGCCACAGAUGAAGCGAGAGCGGGACCAGGGCUCACUCUCAAACAGGCUGUGGACCGAACAGGUCUUCCCGGCGCGCUGAACGGUUGCCUGAGCCGCCCGCACAGCGAGAGCAGCGGGGAGUUCAGCCUGAGUCUGGACCAGGAGGUGUGGUCAAGCAGCGGCAGCAGCCCCACCCAGCAACACCCCGCCCGCACCUCCCACCAGAGCCCCUUGCAGCCGUGCCGGGCCCUGGAUCCCAUUAGCCCUGCCCAGGGCCCCGCCCGCAAUACCCUCACCCACGACGUCCUCUCCCUGCAGCAGUUCUUGAACGAGGGCAUUGAACCUGCCGAGUCGGGCAGCCAGGAGAACCUGACCAAGGACUCCGCCCGCCUCUCCACCUCCUCGGAGACCCCUGGCUCGACGGAGCGCCCCCCCGCCGCCACCAAGACACGGGGUAUCCUGCGCUCGGCCAGCAGCAAGGCGUCGGAGCGCCCGCUCCGGUCGGGGGGGCAGGCGCCGGGACGUCCCACGUUGCGCAAGACGGAGAGCACCCGCGUGAGGGGCACAGCGGCGCCCCGGCCCGUCCUGGCUGCGCAGGGCCGCACCGCCUCCAUCUCAGACAGCCUGGACGCGCCGCCACCAGCCGCGCUGCCGCGGGCCAGCAGUGUCAUCAGCACGGCGGAGGGCAGCACGCGCCGCACCAGCAUCCACGACAUGCUCUCAAAGGACAGCCGGCAGCCCGUGUCGGUGGACGUUGGCCUGCCCCCCGCCGGCCUGCCCCCAGCCGGGAUGCGGCCCCAGCUUCCCCCCAGUGAGUAUCCCCUCCUCAACGGCCCCCCGCCCCUCCCUCUCCUGCCCAAGUCACUGAGCCUGCCCUGCUCUCGGAACCCUGAAGAGCCCGACCUCACCACCCUGGAGGCCUUUCUGGGCCCCUCCUUCACUGUGGAGUCCGUCUUUAGGGACUCCAUCUUUAGUCAGGACAAGAGCCUUCCGUUCCUGUCCCUCAACCCCAGCCUAGUGAGUAAUAUCAGUGGACCCCCGCCCCGUCCCAACCCCCCCGGCGACCCCACCCAGCCUCAGGUUGCCCACAGCCAAUCAAGGGAAGAUUAUGACGAGGGAGUCGGUCCCGAUCACGUGAUUGAUCCCGACCCGGCCCUUAGUGCCGAGGACAAGUCCCUGUGGUAUGAGUAUGGGUGUGUGUGAGGGAAACCAAAACUAUCAAAUCAGGAAAGGACUUUUCUUAAUGCAUGUAUUGAUUUAGUUUCUCAUUUGUUUGCAAUGGUGCUGUUGGGGAAAUCAAUAUUUGUUUUUCUCACCCUCUCCACCUGCGAUUGUCCUAUCGUUUCUUUACAAUCUCCUUUCUUGUUGGGUCUCCGAGCUGGAAAACAUUAACUACAUGUGGGUAGUUAAUGAGAUUAGGCCAGUGAUUCCCCUGGGGUGGCCGAAGGCCCAACACACAAAGCAUCAGUGGUCUUCCAUAUUUGCAUACACAUUUUUAUAAACCUCUAAACAAUAGGCGAAUUAGAAGGUACAUUUCACUAAACAAUUGGCCAAUUAAAAUGCUAAAUGAAAUUAGUGAAUCCCACCAGCUCUACAACAGCAAAUCAGAGCUCAGGUGUGGAUGUAACCCAUAGACUGUAUAUAAAACUGGUUCAACAGACUUCACAUAGACUGUAUGUAAUACAGAUGAAACUGACUUUCCACACGUUUACAUGGAAAGUAUCGCGUGGAAUCGCGUGCAUUACGUGGAAAGUAUCGCAAGACUUUUCUCACACCUAAAUAACCCUCCCAAACCAAUCCACUGGUACUGGUUUGAGAUGUAGAGUGUGUGUUGGAUUCUUUUUGGGCCUUGCGCCCAGAACUUUACCAUUUUUGGGGAAACACUGAGUGGUUCAUCAUGAUACUAGUCUAGCUUUUCAUUACCCAUAUAGUAAUGGGGCAGUCUGACAGAACAACAUGUUGGGCAGAAACCGUUUUGGCCCUUGCCAAAAUAGAUUGUAUUAAGGAUGCAGGCUAGGAUUCCCUGGGAUUCUACUGACUCCGUUUCACUUGACAUUAUUGAUAAAUGUAAAAAAUUUGAAACACUAACAUUUAUAAUGUGACCGAACAGCAACAGACAUUAGUAGAAAUAUAUCCACUUCCUCCUUUAUCAUUUUUGGUGUUAUCUUUUUAAUUUUUGGUAUAUGUGGUCUUUGCAUUAGCUUCUUCAUGGCUUUGGCUCCUACUGUAAACUGCUCUUUUUGAUUUUAGUCAUCAAAAUGCUAAUUGGUGGCUAUUGGAUGUUUUCUUUCAAAUGCUUGUUUUUCAUUUUCCUUUCAAUGUAUUUGACUAAAACUAAGGUUGGUUUCUUAUGUUCUGGUGGAUAUGCCCAAUAAUUAUUUAUCCCCAAAAUGGUUUGGUCUGUGAUGUUGAAACCGGAGCUCAGCCAAAAGAUGUCUGAUCUGAAGCGUCACGAUUAGGCAGUGAAAGAUGCACUAAAGCAAAGUACAAAUGUUUCCUCACAAGGUUCAGUUUAUUUUGUCAAUGAAGAAAACAAAUGGUUCAGUAUUGCAUUGUCCGUCAUUAAGUUAUAUUCAACACAGAGCAAUGCUUCACGCUUUAGUGCUGCACAUGAUUUUUUAUUUUUUUUUGUUAUUUGCUUAUUAUUUAUUUCAGUCUUGUUCUUUUUAAAGGCUUUAUUCUAGUGUUUAUCUGCAGUAGCCAUGUGUGUUGUUGUAAAGCCCUGAAUUCUCGGCGCUGUGUCCAGGUGUAAUGAGCAUUGCCCUUUGUCCUACAGAUGUGGAGGAGGUCUAGAGGGAGCGGGGAGGAGCUAGAGCUCCACAGCAGUGUGGUGAGUCGAGGUCCUGCUCUGUGAGCUCUCAGGUUUACAAACUCAGAACUGGGCUGGCUGGGCGUUUUCCGUUGUUGUCUUCAUGAGAACCUCAAAUAUGGCGGAGCAGAUGUCAUAUUUAUGCCCCCCCUCCGGCUUGAUGCAUCGCCAACACCCCGCCCCCUCGCCGCUCUCCCCCGGUGUCCCUGUGUUGACCAAUUGACUUGCUGCUUGUGACAUAUGGGGGGGCGGGCUCGGAGCCCCCACAGAUGUCUGGUGUUGACAUUGUCUCAGAGGGACGUCCACUUAUGUCCCCAUAGUGGUGCUGCUCUGUGCCUUGGUGCGGUGGUCCCUGCAGUGCAUGUAGGGUGGUGCUCUGCUCCUCCUCCCUUUCCCUCCAUCUCACCGCUUCUCACCUCCCUCCCCUCCUCCACCUUCUUACAUUCUGCAUUUGUUUUUUUUAAAUCUGUGUCGCUUCAAUGUGUGCUUUAAAUCUGUAUAUAUAUAUACAGAC
This is a messenger RNA of Gadus chalcogrammus (walleye pollock), 9328 nucleotides long. It is a transcript of the gene ccdc88ab, whose product is annotated as coiled-coil domain containing 88Ab. Gene Ontology annotation, biological process: cytoskeleton-dependent intracellular transport; cytoplasmic microtubule organization. The transcript is spliced from 34 exons. Gene Ontology annotation, cellular component: centrosome; cytoplasm. Gene Ontology annotation, molecular function: microtubule binding; dynein light intermediate chain binding. The coding region runs from base 510 to 7208 and encodes 2232 amino acids. NCBI's taxonomy places the organism in Eukaryota, Metazoa, Chordata, Actinopteri, Gadiformes, Gadidae. The record is from RefSeq and is a predicted model, not a curated record.